Molecule: messenger RNA, 1803 nt
Organism: Toxoplasma gondii ME49
Lineage: Eukaryota; Apicomplexa; Conoidasida; Eucoccidiorida; Sarcocystidae
Product: DNA double-strand break repair rad50 ATPase, putative
Exons: 1
Coding region: 1-1803 (600 amino acids)
Source: RefSeq, a predicted model, not a curated record
AUGGCUACCUGUCGGCUGUGGUACGUGUUACUGGUGAUUGGGUUUACUGCGACCUACGGUGCUGUAUCGUUGAAGGCACAAGAGGAAGGGAAAGAGACAGGUACGAUACAGAAAGAGGGGAAGGUGAAGUUCACAGUCCUCUCAGACGAUAUCAAAACUCGGUUCGACAGUCUUUUCAAUGAGAGUGCGGUGUCGUUCUUCCACGCUGUGCAGAAAGCCGAACGCGGUGCCUUGAAAGAAGAAUGGGAUACUGCGAUCGAGGACUUCCGAUCGAAAGCAGAAGCACGAAGGAAAGAAUUGUUCGGUUCCAUCCUUCAAAUAGAUAGCUUAAAUGGACUGUUGGGUGAGCACCAGCUGAAGGAUUUGGUGGAGCGCGUUGGACUCCCAACGCUUCUGGGCGGCGACGACGCUGUGUCCUCAAAACUGAGUGAGCUAGAAAACAAAUUUGCAGCCUUGCUAAAACGACAAGAUAAUCGAGAUCGCGUCACGGGCCUGGUUAGGAAUUAUCAAAAGAACAUUGUUGAUCUCAAGGAUAGUCUCAUACAGAGGCUAAGCAACAAGGAGACCCUGCAGAAACCUGCAACCUCUCCCAAAUUCAACAAACUACUAGAUGAAAUUAGCUUCUCCCCUAUUAUCAGGGGAAAGAUUGAGACUACCCCCCGUCGGCUUGCGGUCAUGAGCUUUUUGGAGAAGGCAAAAGAACGCCUGAAGUUGACACCCACCGGCACCAAAGAGACAGGAAAAGUUGCUGAGUUCGAGGAAAAAAUUGAAGCACUGAGGAAAGAUAUGGCCGAGGAAGUGUCCCGCCAGUUGACUACGCGCAGAAAAGCUGUGGACUCAGAGACGGUCGAGGCGGUGCUCAAACGUGUCGGUGUAGAGGGCCUAGUACAAGGAGCGAUCCGUGAUACGCUUCCAGCAGAUGAGAAAGCGGUGCUAGACCUGGCCCGUGGCAAGUGGAUGCAAAUGCAGCGGGUUAAGAACAAUUACGAACGGGUUGCAGGAGCUCUGCGAGACAGUCUCCUUUAUGACCAAGAGACACCCCUGUCGCCACGCAUGAAACAGCGCAUAGAGGAAAUCUACGAAGAGGGUCUCCGGGGUAAGCAAAGCGGCACUGGGAGAAGGCUGUCUGAAGUCCAAGCAACGAAUCCCGACACAUCUGCUCCACCUCUUGCUCCGGCAGUCCAAAAGGAACUGCGGGGAGACAGCGAAAGGCUCUUCCGUAUGGAACCAAACAUUUCAGAAGCCUUGAAGGGUUUUGAGGACAAAGUUUCCAAGCUGAUGGUCAAGACUUUAUCUGAUUUCAUUAAGAGGGAACAGAUGCAAGGCGUGCUCGAGCCCGACGUUCUUUUGAGUGCCUUCCGAAAGAUGGGCCUCAAAAGCAAGGCGGGUAGAGUGGAAAUUGCCCUGUCCAACCUGCGCCGCAUCACAAACUGGAACGAUUUAGGUAUCGAUCAGGUUGUUGCCGGGAAACUGCAGAACAUCAUCGGACUGGACGAAUUUAUUAGACAGCUCGAGGGGCUGCUACCUCAGGUCAACUCGAAACUGUUAAUUUUGAAUGGAGAACUCAAGCAACGUCUUGCUGCGGCGACAGAGAAGCUCUCUGACACUGAGCUUUUCGACGGGAGACCUCUGGGCAACUGGGACACCCAGUUGAUCGACAGCCUGACACUGAACUCGAUCCUGAAGGGACAUUCAGCCAAGGCAUCGGAAGCGGACCGAACGCUGCAAAGUGUCAAUAACACAGCUGUUGAAGGAGACGACAAAACGCUACAAGCGCAGACAAGCCUCGAAUCGUCUGAAUAG